Molecule: messenger RNA, 825 nt
Organism: Camellia sinensis
Lineage: Eukaryota; Viridiplantae; Streptophyta; Magnoliopsida; Ericales; Theaceae
Gene: MLP423
Product: MLP-like protein 423
Biological process (GO): abscisic acid-activated signaling pathway; defense response
Molecular function (GO): signaling receptor activity; abscisic acid binding; protein phosphatase inhibitor activity
Source: RefSeq, a predicted model, not a curated record
CCACUCCUAACCACAAUAUAUACACACGUCUUUGCUUAGAAUCUCUCACAGAUAACUGCUUUUUCUCUUCCUUGCUUGUGACUCACUCACACACUUUUGUCAGGCUUCGAUUUGUUGUUGAUCAAAGGAUCAUAGAGAAGAGAAAGAAUGGGUUCAACAGGAAAGCUAGAAGUAGAAGUGGAGCUGAAGUCUAAACCAGAGAAGUUCUGGCAUGGGAUUAGGGAGUCCACCACACUCUUCCCAAAGGCCAUGCCUGAAGAGUACAAGAGGAUUGAUGUUGUUGAAGGUGAUGGCUUUUCUGUUGGCUCUGUUCGCCUUGUUCAUUAUGGUGAAGGGUCACCCCUAGUGAAAGUCACGCACGAGAAGAUUGAAGCAGUUGAUGAGGCACAGAUGACAUAUGCGUAUAGUGUGAUUGAUGGGGAUCUCCUCAAAUUCUACCCAUUAGUUGACGCAUUCCUGGUUGUGGAACCAAAGGGAGAUGGGAGCUUGGUGAAAUGGGCAUGUGAGUUUGAGAAGGCAAGUGAUGAGAUUCCUGAUCCUAACAUCAUCAGAGACUUUGCUGUCAAGAGCUUCAAAGAUCUUGAUUCUUAUCUCAAUGCUUAGACUUGAAUUCAAUGCUAUAUUGUCUCUUUCAAAAAUGUUCUCUCUCUUUUUUUCCCCCCUUAUUUCUUUUUUUGUGGUCAUCUAUUAAAUAAUGUGGAGUCUUAACUCUACAAUUAUCUACUAUGUUGAUCUUUGUGAGUUUCUAUCUGUAUUUGCUGAUUGUUUUAAUGUAAUCUGUUUUAAUAUUUCAAAAUUAUUGUACAAGAAAAAAUGUCUAUCUAA